AUGGAGAAAGCGCGGCCGCAGUGGGGCAACCCGCUGCAGUUCGUGUUCGCCUGCAUCUCCUACGCCGUGGGCCUGGGCAACGUGUGGCGCUUCCCCUACCUGUGCCAGAUGUACGGCGGAGGCAGUUUCCUGGUCCCCUAUCUCGUCAUGCUCAUCGUGGAGGGAAUGCCACUCUUGUACCUGGAGCUGGCCGUGGGGCAACGCAUGAGGCAGGGCAGCAUCGGAGCCUGGAGGGCCAUUAGCCCCUACCUCGGUGGUGUAGGUGUUGCUAGUGUGGUGGUCUCCUUCUUCCUCUCCAUGUACUACAAUGUCAUCAAUGCCUGGGGCUUCUGGUACCUCUUCCACUCCUUCCAGGAUCCCCUGCCAUGGUCUGUCUGCCCAUUGAAUGGAAACCACACAGGCUAUGAUGAGGAGUGCGAGAAGGCUUCAUCAACACAGUACUUCUGGUACAGGAAAACGCUCAACAUCUCACCAUCCAUCCAGGAGAAUGGAAGCGUGCAGUGGGAGCCGGCGCUGUGCCUCACCCUGGCUUGGUUGAUGGUGUACCUGUGCAUCCUGCGGGGUACCGAAUCUACUGGCAAGGUGGUCUACUUCACUGCAUCGCUGCCCUACUGUGUGCUUAUCAUCUAUCUGAUCAGAGGCCUUACACUCCACGGAGCCACCAAUGGCCUGGUGUACAUGUUCACCCCCAAGAUUGAGCAGCUGGCCAACCCCAAGGCCUGGAUCAAUGCAGCCACACAGAUCUUCUUCUCGCUGGGCCUGGGGUUCGGAAGCCUCAUCGCCUUCGCCAGCUACAAUGAGCCUUCCAACAACUGCCAGAAACAUGCCAUCAUUGUGUCCCUUGUCAACAGCUCCACCUCCAUCUUUGCCAGCAUCGUGACCUUCUCUAUCUAUGGCUUCAAGGCCACCUUCAACUAUGAAAACUGCUUAAACAAGUGA
Molecule: messenger RNA, 939 nt
Organism: Castor canadensis (American beaver)
Lineage: Eukaryota; Metazoa; Chordata; Mammalia; Rodentia; Castoridae
Source: RefSeq, a predicted model, not a curated record